AUGCCGCGGCGUCUGUUUUCCGCUGCGGUGCCGCUGCUCCUUUUCGUGCUGUGGAUAUGCUGCUGCGGCUGUGGAGCUGUGCACGCUGAGGGGAGUGAACGAAAGGAAGUGCAACUGCCGCAGAGUGUUGGGCUUUUCGUGCCACAGAAGACGCAGGUGGAAGUGGACGGUGGAAGACGAUCGAAAGAUUCCUUCUCCGCACCUUCGCUCGCCAGUGCUGGUGGCGUCUUGGUUGCUUUUGCCGAAGGUCACAUCGACUACACAGACCCCAAUAAUCAUUUGGUGGGGUACACUUAUUCUGAUAUUGUGGCGGGGUACAUCGACGCUGCGGGGAGCUGGGCGUCUCUUGUCGCCGAGAUCAACUCAAGCAACUGGAAGGCUCACACCGUCUUUGCGCGAACCAGCCAAUUGAAUCAUGUGGGCCGUGCGUUUUACCCCACCACAGUUGCAAAGGACAACAAAGUUUUUCUUCUUGUGGGAAGCUACGAUUUGGCCUACAACACUACUGAAUUAUAUUGGCAGGGAGGUGACUGGAGUCUUGAGUUGCUGGUGGGUGAGGCCACGCAAGGCAAACAGAUCCAAUGGGGCCAGCCCCAACAGCUGCUGCCACAGGUCGCCCUAUCCGCUCUACACCGCGACCUAGAGGGAUUUUUUUGGUGCUGGUGGCUCAGGCGUUGUGAUGGCGAGUGGCGCGCUUGUGUUUCCUGUGGUGGCAAAGCGGAGGAGAGGGUCCUCCCCUGUCUCCACGAUCAUCUAUUCAAGGGACGAGGGCCAACACUGGGUGCUCCCGAAGGGGAUGCUCCCCUGCGGAGUGCACUUCACCCCUCCUUACCGAGUGGGAGGCGGGGCAGCUGCUCAUGA
Messenger RNA from Trypanosoma conorhini, 861 nucleotides. RefSeq names its product group II trans-sialidase superfamily. Bases 1 to 861 code for a protein of 286 amino acids. The record is from RefSeq and is a predicted model, not a curated record. Lineage: Eukaryota; Euglenozoa; Kinetoplastea; Trypanosomatida; Trypanosomatidae. The transcript has a single exon.